GUAUAGUUGCUAUCAUUCCUAUUUGCAGAAGAAAAUGCUGUCUUUUUAACUGCAGGAGAGCAAGGCUUUUGUCUUCCUGUAAUUCUGAAGUGAAGGUUGUCAUCAGCAAGAAAACUAAAACCUUUUAAAUAUAGACAUUAGUAGUAGAAUGCUGAAACAAACCUCUGGAUUAGCUUCAUUGACUUUCCUGCUUCUUUUGCAUCCCAAAGCAUAAGCUUAAAUCAUCUCAGAAGGACAAGGUCCGCCAGUUUAUGGCAUUUACCCAGGCUGGGGAAAGGACUGCUAUAUACUGCUUGAUGCAGAAUGAAUGGAAACUAGAAGUGGCAACAGACAACUACUUCCAGAAUCCAGAUUUGUACUACAAAGAAUCCAUGAAGAAUUCAGUAGACAGGAAGAAAUUAGAACAAUUGUAUAAUCGAUACAAAGACCCACAAGAUGAAAAUAAAAUUGGCAUUGAUGGAAUACAACAGUUCUGUGACGAUUUAAGCCUGGACCCUGCCAGUAUCAGUGUUCUGGUUGUAGCAUGGAAAUUCAGGGCGGCUACUCAGUGUGAAUUCAGUAAAAAGGAAUUUGUAGAUGGCAUGAUGGAGCUGGGGUGUGACUCCACAGAAAAACUAAAAGCUCUAUUGCCACGAUUGGAACAAGAACUGAAGGAUCCAACAAAAUUCAAAGAUUUUUAUCAGUUUACUUUUAACUUUGCAAAAAAUCCUGGACAAAAAGGUCUAGAUCUAGAAAUGGCAAUUGCGUACUGGAAUUUAGUCUUGUCAGGAAGGUUUAAAUUUCUAGAUCUUUGGAAUAAAUUCUUGUUGGAACAUCAUAAAAGAUCAAUUCCAAAAGAUACUUGGAAUCUUCUGUUAGAUUUUGGAAAUAUGAUUGCAGAUGAUAUGUCCAACUAUGAUGAAGAAGGAGCAUGGCCUGUUCUUAUAGAUGAUUUUGUGGAAUAUGCACGACCGGUAGUCACAGGAGGAAAGCGUAAAACUUCCUAACCGCAGACUCAUCAACGUGGACUAAAUGCACAGUCUGAACUGCAUUAGGUAAUGAAGAUUUGUUGGCUGAUAGCUGUGCACAUUGGUGCUGGUUUCAGUGGUCAUGGUGAGAUUCCAGAGACAAAACGGAAAUUCUUCCUUUCUGCCUAACGAAAAUGAUGGUUGAGUUGUGGACGUUUCGUGAACAAGCUCAGAAGAUGGUCCAGGCUGAUUGCAGGCUAUUGGCUUCAAUUAUUGUACUGGUUGUAUCAUAUAGGAUGUAGAUUUUGCAUGAUUUUAUACUUUGGAGAAGUUUAACUAGAGGCCAUUUUAUUAUUGAAGUUUUGACAGCACAGCAUGCCAUUGAGUUCAUGAUCCAAAGUGAACACCAGCAGUCAAAUAAACUGUAUUAUAUUGUACCUAUAUUAAAGGCAGUAUUUGUGGUAUAUAAAUUAAAUCCCUAAAUAAAACUUACGCAGUAUGGCGUGUUUUUAUAUAAGUUAGCUCUGUGGAUCUGUCUUAAUAGAGAAUUGUAAAAAAACAUGCUUUUUUAUAUUUGUAUUUAUAUUUGUAAGCCUUAGCUACAAAGAUUGAUCACAUCCAGCCUUUUAUCUUCCACUGAGGCUGACUUCCUCAUCACUGCAUGCUUGAAGUGCUUGCACACGCAUUAGUGAGAAGAAGCUGCUUCUCUAUCCUGUGUUGCGACUUCAGCUUUUUAAAGUUGACUUUGUGCAACCAAAGAUGCUUUUAUAAUUCAUGUUGGAGAUCAUUAUUCAGCUAGUCUUUAUGUAUUUUUUUUUAAUUUGAAAUAAUGGAUUGGUAGAAUAUAACUUGUAGCCCGAAACAUCAUCAAUUCUAGCAAGAUUCAACAACUUAGGAGUGCAAUUCCUGACGCAUCUCCUAGAAUGUAAGCAUGAAUAAGCCCGGGCACUUCAGUAGUUGGCUUCUACUUAGGAAAUAGUUAGAAAUAAGGAAGCUUCACAUUAAUGAUGAUAGUCUCUGGAUAUUUUGUAUAUUCAGUAAUGUUUAUGUGAGGGGGAGGGAAAAAAAAUACAGCAUCACUGAUCUCAAGGCUAGUCAAAUUGGAUCUGAAUGUGUUUUUCUUCCCUCUCAGUAGCUAUCUAUUAUAAAGUGCGUAACUGUCAAUAUCCUUCUUCCCAAUGUCUUCCAAUGCUUAAGCACAAGACUUUUUUACCAGAAAUUAUUCAACGUGUUUUCACACAGGGCUCUUCUAAACACUACCUCAUCAAAAAGAGGUGUCUGUAGCUUCUGUCAAAGUUUGUUAAAGCAAGGAGUUGCUCAAGAAUAUUUACAGCUAUGAUUAAUAUGUGUGCUGUAAUCAGAGCUGCAUAAAUAGAAGAAUUUGAGAAGAUUUUGCAUUAAGUUAUAUAACAUAUCUAUUUGGAUCACAUCAGGUAACUUCAGUAUUGCGUGAUCUUAUUUCAUAAUUGUGAGGAUAUAAAGACUUAUAAUACUUAUAGUCUUCUUAUUUAAAAAAAACUCUAAAUAUUAGUUUCACAUAAGCAGUCAGCUUUCGUGUAUGGCAGUGAAGCCUACAAAAACAAAUGUACAUACUGCAUACAGAGAGUUUACCUUCAUUCUUAUACUUGAGAAAACUUCAGUUGUGCAUGAUCUUUAAAAAGCAGGGCUAAAAAAAUUAACAAAUUUCCUAUGUAUAGGGAGACAGCAGGCAAGUCUCAAAUGCCCAACUAGUUAGUUAUUAUUUGUCUUCUCACCCGAAGCAGUUUUUAAAUGUUGGGUCUUGCAUGACAGCCACUAGAUGUCAGUGUCUCAGUCUUACCUGUAUUCUGCAGGAAAUGAGCCUGUUAGUGAACACAUACUCUUACUUUCUGACUAUAUCUUCUUAGAAGGGGAUUUGUGUACAUAACUCCAGCAUUCUAUGCAAGUCAACAGAGAUUUGAAAACAGUAUGAUGCUGUUUGUAAUGCAUUUGAUUUUUCUACUUGGCUUACUCAAAACUAGAAAUUUCUGUGUCUGUCCUGUAGGCUUUGGAAAAUAAAUGUUACAUCCAAUGGCAACAACUGCUUCUAUCCAGCCAAUAGCAGCGGAGUGCUUUCAGUUCACCCUAUGUCACUUAGGAUGUAUAGGUAUAAUGUAACAGAGCAGAAAUUAUUUGAUCUAUUGGUGUAUUAUGUAAUCAAACAGUUUCAUAGCACUAGAGUUUGUGAAACAUUUGUACAUGCUGAGAACUCCCUCAAAUCAACCUGAUGACCCUUUUACGUUUCAGGAUAAGUAGAGCAUAACAAAUGCAUGUGGCUUGAGGCUUUUUGACUUAAUAAUCCAAGGAAGAAGGUGCUUAGCACAGUGCUCCGUUUCCAUACAGACGCUAUUGUUUGCCAUUCUUAGGCCUUGCAAUAGAAGAGGACUGGGUAAAAGUGUAGCAGGAUUUUUAUUUUUCUUUUGCUCUUCCCAAUCUUGUACCCAUUUGAAAUCACCUGUGCACUUUACCUUCCUAUAAAUAUGGAAUAAAUGUGGAUUGUUCAAGCUUGAACAAUCACAAAAGUAAAUGCAAAUAAACUGCUUUUGGAUGAUGACUUCCUUUUGAAUUCUAA
Messenger RNA from Meleagris gallopavo (turkey), 3537 nucleotides. Lineage: Eukaryota; Metazoa; Chordata; Aves; Galliformes; Phasianidae. The record is from RefSeq and is a predicted model, not a curated record.